GGGAUACGCUGGUCGCUUCUUCUUUUCCUCCUGGUGUCCGAGUUGCACGAGACGCGAGAUACAAAACGGUGCAUCCGUCCGUUCCGCUCUUAUUCGAUUUAUUAUACGAACGUUCCAACAAUCUCUGUCCAGCGCUAUCGAUUAAGUCGAACAACGUCGUUUUUUCUCGAAUUCCAAUUGCUACUAAAUUUCGUCAGUGUAUUGAUAGAAUAGAAAAAGGCCAAACAAAAUUGCAUGCACGUCGCACAGAGCAACGGGCGAAUAAGAAAAGGAGAAGGAUACUAGGAACAAUUGGUUGGAGGGGUUGACGGACAGAGGUAAGGGGCUAAAAGGGUCGAACCUUCAAUAUUCUUGGCUGCGGUCCUGCUCCCAGUUCUCCGAAGGGGAAAAAACCUACCGGACUGGUUUUAAAGAGGGCCAGGAGCUCAGUAUGCGGGACAUUUAACGUCUUGAUUCGUCGCGAGCCUAGGAAAUUGUGCAAGCAGGUGAACAAUCGGCUACCGCGAUUAAACGGAGAAUAUUUACGUUGGAUUCGGUGUGAGACUAUCGUCGUGUUUCUUCCGUGACACUGAACCCGAACGAGAAUAAAGAAACCUUGAAUCGAAAUCGUUCUCGCAGUCGCUGCUGUUCCGUUUAACGAUUGUGUCAUACGAGUGGGGGACGAAGAGAUGCCAAAGGGCAGAUGACAUCGGCGAAACACUCUUCCAAGACGCGAUGAGCGUCGAUCACGAAUCGACAAGCGACCACGAGUCGUGAGAAUUUCUGAUUCCAGCGAUGGGCGUCGUGAACGUAAACAAACUCGAUUCUCGUACUUUUCGAGCAGAAUAAUCUUACCAGAGAAUAAAAUACCUGCGCUCGACGGUGUUUUCGAACGAAAUUCGACGUGUCGUUUGAGGGAUUUUCGAUCGAACGUCGUGCGUGUUUAUUCCGGUCGAAAUGACUACUGUGUUGCCCGAAGGUGAGACGAAAGUUGCGAAGAUUAAACAGAAGCUGAUGAACGACGUACACAUGAAGGAGGAAACACGCUCCUUCUUACGUUUCUCUAGAGAGAACCUGAGCAUUUCGCAGUCCGAGCUGGAGCAAGGCUUUAACAAGCACCGUUUCCGGCCUAAUAGGAACACUAUACUGAGUGUUGCUGCUCUGGUGAUCGCUUUCCUGUGUCUGGGCCUGGAAACGUGGAGACUGCGUUGCUCAUUGGUUAACGCGGGUGAGAUCCAAGAGCUGAAACGCGAUGUCGAUAGUCUGAAGCAUCGGUUUCUAGAGGAGGAUCUCUUGGACGGGCUGAGAGCUUUCGAAGAGCAGUUGUACAAAGGUGAUUCCAGUGACGACGACAGCGCCGACGGCGAGAUGGACAUCGACAACACGGAAUACGAUACCGAUGACUAUACCGACGACGAUAGUUCGUCGUCUCACGAUUAUUUGCUCGAUUACCACACGCCAUCCACGUACAGUGCACGAUCGUCCGACAUCCCCGAUUCUUUGUCGACGAUCGCGCCUGUACCGACUCCACCUGAGCCGAGCUCCGACAAGGCUAUGAUGGGAUUGUUGGAAUUGUUGGAAGCGGUGCGUGAGACUGAGGCCAGACAUCGCCAGGAAUUGAAGAAAAACGUGCGAGAAAACCAUAAGAACGACGAGAAGGAGCGACACCUGGAGGAACGCGCGAAAAAAGUUACCGAGGACAAGGUCGAGGCGCAGAAGAACAACACUAAACAGAAACGAGACGUUCCUAGCGCGGAUAAUUCGAGGGAUCGCCUUUUGGAAUGGAGGGCGUUUUUUAAACGCAAACGUUCCAUUGGUGAGCACAAACACGGCUCGAGGAGACUAAUCGCGUCUGGUUCCAGCUCGCGUGAGAGUUCGGAGGACAAGACUGUUGGAGACAAACAUGACACGUCGGUCGAUGUUCGGGGCAGGCAUCCUCCGAAGAAAUAUUACACCCACUCGGUCUUGGACGACGUUCGUGGUUCUCUUGUCGCCGAUGGGAACGAUUCGGAAGGCCGAAGCGUGGAACGUCAGUCGAAGAAGUCCCCUCGUAGGCUUCGAAAGAACUUGCACGGUUCGAGACAAAUCUUGGCCGCCCAUUACGGGGCCGAUAAACACCUGAUAGGGAGGAGGAGGAACGACACCGGAAGCUCGAGAGUCCGCCACGAGGACAGGGUGUUCAAGGCGUGGCGAGCGAGCGAUUGGGUGGAGGGUCUUCGCAUGGAUCAACACUUCGACAUGAAAGACAACGGAAGUCUCGUGAUAAGUAAAGACGGCUUGUACCUGGUGUACGCGCAGAUUCAUUACAUGGACGAGCACUUCGAGGCUGGAUUUCACUUGGAGGUGAACAAUCGACCGAUCUUGCAGUGCAUGAAUUAUAAUUCGGGCAGGGAUAAGGACUUCAGUCAGUCUUGCUUCUCGGCCCAGGUGACGCGUUUGAACAAAAAUGACAUUUUGGUAUUGAAGGAAGUGGGUAGUUCGUCAAGGUAUGCCCUCCUCGAAGCGGAGAAGAGCUUCCUGGGGCUGGUGAGACUCGGAGACGCUAAAACAUUACCGUUUUUCACGUCCCAGUGAUUCAAAUUUGCAAUUCGUUGAAUUUAUCGCGAUUAGAUCGCGAUGCGAAGUUGGCAGAACGUUUUAACACAGUGACUGCUAUUUAUGAACGACAUCGUAGCAAAUUCAACCGGCGCCCGUGGCUAUCAACUUUUAGAAGGUCGGCCAUUUUUCAAUAAAAUCGUUUAAUUUUUUUAUUGAAAACUCAACAGGAUUAUCUUAUUACCGCCAAACUAGAACAGCUUAAUAUCUUCUGAGCGAAAUAAGUCGCUCAAUUUUGUUUAGUAGAAAUAAAUAUUUGUCUAUGUAAUUAAGUACUGUGCCAAUACUUAUGUCCAGCACUGUAUGUGUAUAGCAAGUAUUACGGGCACCAACGUACGGUCUUUUUUCUAAUUAGGAAGUAAAUAAUAAUCCACUAAGGAGAAAGUGAUUUAUUAACUACGAAUACGUUCAAGUUCCGCCUACUGAUUUUAGAUUAAUACACAGGUCAAUUAAGAGCAACGAUAGAAAGUUCGUAAAAAUAUUACACGCGUCGUAAUGAAGAAAAUAGUCUCCGUAAAUACGAAUUUGCAAGCAUAGCGUUUUAAUCAAAUUUUCUUCGCAGUCAAUGUGUUAACGAAUGUACUUUAUCGGAAAGUAAUUUAUUUCAGCGACACUGUAAACUGGCUUCUUCAGUUGUGUCGUACGGUUCAGUGGAAAUAGACACGCGUUGACUUAAUCAAUUACGAUACUGUUUCCAUCCACGAACGCGUUACUAGUGUAAAUAACAUAUUUGUAUUUUGUUACUGAAUAAUUUUGUAAGCUAUCGUCGACUUUUUACAAUCCAAAGAGAGAGAGAGAGAGAGAGAGAGAGAGAGAGAGAGAGAGAGAGAGAGAGAGAGAGAAAGAGUGAGAUUCAACAAAUCGAUUUUGUGAUAGAUUUAUCUAAACGAAAAUAAAUACUUUGCACAGACUUUCUGUUAUUAAUCCACGAUCCUGCGUCAAUCAUGGGCAUACUUUCUUGCAAAUCGGCUGCGGCGUCUCGUAGUACAACAAUUUAGCCCGAUGACAGCCUAUUGGGAUUAGGUUUCCAGGCGAAUCCAUCAGGUCGACGAUAAAAUUAGGCUUCAUUAGCUUCGUGGGGAAAACAGUUUCGCAAUCGUGAACCGAAACGGCUUCGUCGCCUGGAUCUUCCUUAUGCAAAGUCGUUUGCAGAGAUUGCAAUGUUACGAACUCUGGACAAGAAGCGUCUCUGUCGAUGUAAGCGUCGAACGUAACGUCUUCGACCGGUCCUACCACCUGUGCAGUCAUUAAAAAUGAAGAUCAUUCGUCCCUUUGACGUACGAUCUAAUUGCA
This is a messenger RNA of Colletes gigas, 3867 nucleotides long. RefSeq lists its product as uncharacterized. Gene Ontology annotation, cellular component: membrane. Bases 937 to 2553 code for a protein of 538 amino acids. Gene Ontology annotation, molecular function: receptor ligand activity; tumor necrosis factor receptor binding. Lineage: Eukaryota; Metazoa; Arthropoda; Insecta; Hymenoptera; Colletidae. The record is from RefSeq and is a predicted model, not a curated record. Gene Ontology annotation, biological process: immune response. The transcript is spliced from 4 exons.